Messenger RNA from Daldinia caldariorum, 1176 nucleotides. RefSeq lists its product as uncharacterized. The transcript has 4 exons. Lineage: Eukaryota; Fungi; Ascomycota; Sordariomycetes; Xylariales; Hypoxylaceae. The coding region runs from base 1 to 1176 and encodes 391 amino acids. The record is from RefSeq and is a predicted model, not a curated record.
AUGCCUAGUGAACUUUUAACGCAAGAUGAAGCUGUUUCAGCAUUGUUGAAGUAUUUGGCGGCUUUAGAGGACGAUGAAAUUGACGGACCUUCUGGACCUAUUAACCGAUAUUUGAUCAAGGUCGAUAGGCAAUUGAGAGAAAUUUACCUUCCUAAGCCUAUCGUACUCUCCGAAACAGAGUUCUUAGAGGUAAUUCUUGCGGCGACAGGCCAUCAUCUAGCUUCGUCGAUAAGGUAUAUUGAUGGGGCCUUCAGUAUCUCUUAUAAGAUUACAGUUCGAGAGUGCUCAGAUUCAUACGUGGUUCAAUUACGCCAUCACGGCUCUGUAGAGUCUAUGGACUUAUUUAUGACUUUAGUCUCAAAAACGGUUGAUUCUCGUGUCUUGCCUAUACCUCCGACUUAUCCAAUACCAGGGGAAAGAAAACGACAAAAAGCUACGGGAAUGGGUAAGCAGAUAACUCGGUUUAUACCUGGUGUUAUGGCAUCAUCAGUUUAUCCUCAAUUAUCACAUGAGGAAAGACUUAUCUUUCAAAUUCAACUCCCAGAGACCCAUCUUAUCGGCGAGCUUAUUGCUGAGCCUGCAACAACGGACGAUCGAGUUAUUCUCAAGAUUAAACCCGAUCGAUAUCACGGUCUCGGCGGUCCAUUCCAUUCCGUACGCGACUACCUUCGGGCUUAUAUUCGGUCUUGUCUUCUCGCCCUUGAAAAGCAGCAAGGCAUUGAGGCAUACAAAGAGCGGUUUUUAAAACGCAUCAAAACUUUCGUCGACAAUCAUAUGCACAUUCCCGCUAUUGUCGAGGAUAUUCCUAUUGUUACUAUGCAUGCGGACAUGGGUCUUCAUAAUAUCAUCGUAUCCAGCCAGAACUAUACUGAGAUACAAGGAGUAAUUGAUUGGGAAUUCUUGUCUAGUGCACCAUAUGCCUCGCUCUAUCGGAUCAUUGAGACGCUUUUUCGUAAGCGUGCGCUUAAUGGGUUUGGCCUUGAGUACGAUCGUGCACAUGAACUUCGUGAAGCUUUUUGGGGCGCUAUUCCGGACUGGGGACAAUGGAAUCGGAGUGAAGCAACACAGGUAUUCUUAGAAUGGUUCAAAUUCGGUCUUUUUAUGAAACCGGAAUGGAUGCCAAAGAAUUUGUCUGAAAACGAGAAGCAACAGUUUUGGGGGGAAAAUAUUCGCUAG